Messenger RNA from Caenorhabditis remanei, 993 nucleotides. RefSeq lists its product as uncharacterized. The record is from RefSeq and is a predicted model, not a curated record. The transcript is spliced from 6 exons. Bases 1 to 993 code for a protein of 330 amino acids. Lineage: Eukaryota; Metazoa; Nematoda; Chromadorea; Rhabditida; Rhabditidae.
AUGGUGGCCGGUGUGAGGUUACUCGCAUACGGGAGAUUAGCAGUUAGAGCAGUUUUUUCAGCGUCUGCUUUAGAUCUUGGAUCAUCAAUAGGACCAGAAGCAAUCAGUUCGGGUAGACGAGGGCUUUCUAGCAGUGCUUCUAAACCUGGAAAACCACCAACUGAAGGAUCUCCAUCUCCUGCUCACAGUCCUCACGUCGAGAAUGUGAUUGCGAGUUGUGCAGGCUUUCCAAAAGACAUGCUAAAUGGCCCAUCUACUGUUCAAGAUAAAGGAGUCUUUGGUGAUGAUGCCUGGUUUAUAUCUAGGUUCAAAAAUACUUUCGUAGUCGGAGUAGCUGAUGGUGUUGGUGGGUGGAGAAAAUAUGGAAUUGAUCCCUCAGCCUUUUCACGAAGGCUAAUGAAAGAAUGCGAAAAACGCGUUCAAGGAGGAGAGUUCGAUCCAAAAAGACCUGAUUCGCUACUCGACUUCGCAUUCAGAGCAUCAGCCGAGGCGCCGAGGCCUGUUGGAUCAUCAACAGCAUGCGUUCUUGUUGUUCAUCAAGAAAAGUUGUAUUCGGCGAAUCUGGGUGACUCUGGUUUCAUGGUCGUGCGCAAUGGAAAGAUAAUCUCAAAAAGUCGUGAGCAAGUGCAUUAUUUCAAUGCACCUUUCCAGCUGACACUCCCACCAGAAGGAUAUCAAGGAUUCAUCGGAGAUAGGGCAGAUAUGGCUGAUAAAGAAGAAAUGGAUGUAAAGAAGGGAGACCUUAUUCUUCUAGCCACAGAUGGUGUCUGGGACAAUUUAAGUGAGCAGCAAGUACUCGAUCAGUUAAAAGCUUUGGAUGAGAGAAAGAGUAAUGUUCAAGAAGUUUGCAAUGCAUUAGCUCUGACUGCACGGAGGUUAGCAUUUGAUUCGAAACAUAACAGUCCAUUUGCAAUGAAAGCUCGUGAGCAUGGAUUUUUGGCUCCUGGAGGAAAACCAGAUGACAUCACAUUAGUACUUCUUCUCAUCGCCUAA